Messenger RNA from Didymosphaeria variabile, 771 nucleotides. RefSeq names its product eukaryotic translation initiation factor 4E (gene TIF45). The record is from RefSeq and is a predicted model, not a curated record. The transcript is spliced from 3 exons. Gene Ontology annotation, biological process: translational initiation. NCBI's taxonomy places the organism in Eukaryota, Fungi, Ascomycota, Dothideomycetes, Pleosporales, Didymosphaeriaceae. Bases 1 to 771 code for a protein of 256 amino acids. Gene Ontology annotation, molecular function: translation initiation factor activity; RNA 7-methylguanosine cap binding. Gene Ontology annotation, cellular component: eukaryotic translation initiation factor 4F complex; cytoplasm.
AUGGCCGACGUUGCGACCGCGCCCAACCCGAACCAGCAGGUUCCGCUCGACACCAUUCCCAUCUCUCCGUCCGAUGACAACUCUGGCGAGUCCAAGGACCAGGGCUCCACCGCAGCCGCCUCCGACAGCGAGAUCCGGACUGUUUUCCACGACCCCGAGAACUUCAAUGUCAAGCAUCCGCUUAUGAACACAUGGACCCUGUGGUUCACCAAGCCCCCGAGCGGCAAGGGCGACAACUGGAAUGAGCUGCUGAAGGAGGUCAUUUCCUUCGAUUCGGUCGAAGAGUUCUGGGGAAUUUACAACAACAUCACGCCCACCUCGGAUCUUGCAUUGAAGUCAGACUACCACCUUUUCAAACAGGGUGUGCGCCCCGAGUGGGAAGAUGCCCAGAACAAGCAUGGCGGCAAGUGGGCCUUCCAAUUCAAGGACAAGAAGGCCAUCAACAUCGAUGCGCUGUGGCUGCACGUUAUGCUCGCUGCGAUCGGCGAGAACCUGGAGGACGAAGACGACAACGAAGUGAUGGGCGUCGUUGUCAAUGUUCGCCGUGGCUUCUAUCGUAUUGGUCUUUGGACAAGGACGGUUGGCAAGGCUCUCCCUAGUGACCAGAACAAGGGCCGCACGUUCGAGCAAGGCAAGGAGACGCUGAGCAAGAUCGGCAACCGCUUCAAGCAGGCUCUGCAGCUCAAGGAGAACGACCCGGUCGAAUUCUCGGGUCACACGGACGCCGCUCACGCCGGUAGCACCCGAGCGAAGGCCAAGUUCGUGGUCUAA